Molecule: messenger RNA, 7332 nt
Organism: Caenorhabditis elegans
Lineage: Eukaryota; Metazoa; Nematoda; Chromadorea; Rhabditida; Rhabditidae
Gene: znfx-1
Product: NFX1-type zinc finger-containing protein 1 homolog
Exons: 21
Coding region: 1-7332 (2443 amino acids)
Cellular component (GO): cytoplasm; perinuclear region of cytoplasm; nucleus
Molecular function (GO): zinc ion binding; RNA helicase activity; ATP hydrolysis activity
Source: RefSeq, marked reviewed
AUGUCCAGAGAUAAACCACCUCAACGUGAGGUUGGCGGACGUCGGUUGCCCUACGAAAUGGGUUCGUUGAAGUUCGACGAAGACCCGUUCCGCGGACAGCGCCGGCGUCCGUGGAUGUGCUUCAGAAUCGGCUAUCCGACAAGCGAGUUCUCAUCAGAGCACUUCAUGAAAUUCGUGAAAAGGUGUCACACUUCGAUGAUAGAAGUAGGUAUUCUUCUCGAUGAUGAACGGGAAUUCCUGCAAUAUCAAGAAGUCAGGGAAGAUUAUCUUCUUCUGAAAAAGCUCAUCGAGGAAGGUCUGCAGAAGUGUGAAACGAUCUAUGAAAAAGGACCGCUGUCGACUCCGGUUGUUUUUUUCAUUUUAGACCAGUGCGACGAAGACGAAGUCCAAAACAUGCUGGAUAUGUUUAGGGAGUCUUGUUAUAUCUUCCAUAUGAAACGCAACGAAAUUCUCAACUGGAUCAACGAAAUGGAGUAUGAAGAACUGGAAAGUGACUGCUCUAAAUUUGCACAGUUCAUCAAAGGAGUGGAAAAUCUGACGGAAUCCAUCGCGAUGCCCAUGGAGGUAGAAACAGAAGAAUUCAUCUUUGGAAAGAGUUCGAUUGUAUCGACCGAAGACUUUGUUGAAGACGCCCCUCACAAGCAGAUCGCACAAGAUCAACGCGAAACAAGACCAAUUCGCCAACCGUAUUCAAUGGUCAGAAACCUCGCCCCCCCAGGGCUCCCGCCGCCUGGAAUUUCGAUUUCAAACAGUUCGCCUCCUGGAUUAUCUUCAGUUUCGCCAAUUCCCCGAGCAGAUACACGCGAAUCCCGUUAUUCCACCCCUCAACCACCCGGAUUGUCAAUUCCAGCACCACCUGGAAUAUCUCUUCCAACUCCACCAGGAAUAUCUCUUCAAAAUCAUCAGAAUGAUCAAUUCGAGCAAGCUCAUAGUACCAUUUCGAGAAUGAGCGAGAAUAGUUCAUCUUCGAGGCGUCGAUUCCGCGAUGAAGAAGUUCAGGAAGAAGAAGGAGAUCAUAUUCUAUCGUCUGAAGAUGUACAUGCUGCGCGGAACGUGUGUGAAACCAAAAUCCUUGUUAGAGGAGUUCCGCAAAAGAACGAUUCUGAGUUGUCCAAGCUCAUCAACGGAUCAAAACUAUACGUACGGUUCGAACGUCCGUUUGUAAAACUAGCUCACAAUCUAGAACUUCUCUACGUUGUCAAUUAUGCUAUCAGUUCUCGAAAAAGUAUUGUUCGGGAUCACAGUAAAGCAAUUAUUCGCGGAUUGUUCGAAAAGGAUUUUCUACUGAAGCUCAAAAGUAAAUUCCUGGAAAGCUCGUUUGACAAUGACACGUGGACUCCCGAGGGUACAGAAUUGCUAUUCGAAAUCUUUCAUUUGUUUUUCACAACGGCUCGAUACAAGGGUGGAUUCAUGCUGACACUUCCGAGAUUUGCGCCGUCUUGGCAUGAUUUCUCGAUGGCUUUCGAUAUUGCUGACAUGGAUGGACUUGAGGAAGCUGGUGUGGGUGAUGAUGAGCUUAGAAAUCUUAGGAGGCUGAUUGGUUACAUUGAAACAUGGAUCAAACGGGCAGAACGGGAACGAAACCCCAGUCCAUUGGCGCUGCGGUCAUAUUCAGUGUACGAAAAAGCUGGUUCUUCUGACAGUGGACGCCAAGUUUUAUCUGAAAGUCGAGGUGCAGGUUCCAGCAAUGUUUAUGGUCAUGACGAGGUGGAUUUCGUCGAUCACAGACGCAGAGACGAGUUCGGACAUCGUGAUAACUACCGGACAGAAAACCGUCGCCAUAAAAGCCCGGACAAUUUUGGAGAAGUUCACAGAAGGCUCGAUGAGCAACAACAACAACGACAUGAGGAUGAAUCAUCAAGAUAUCGCGAUGACUCGAGACAGUCUCGACGAGCAGAUGAUAGAAGAGAUCAAUAUCAGUACAACGAAUCAACAUCUAUGGAAAAUCACUUGGGGUUUCACAACGGCGGUGGCACCGUCAGUGAGCACUCACGAGAUGAUAAAUUCGUUUCGCCUCAAAAUUGUGAAGAAAAACGCAAAUAUUGCGAAGAGGACACAGAUGCGAAACCACAACAACCAUAUCGCUUUGAGGAGAUAAAAUUCGAACCAAUUUGGGUGAAAUGUGAAAAAUCAGAACCGCCAGAGGAUUUUAAGACGUUGCCUUCUGUUCCUGUUUUGUCCGAGUAUGUUAAUCCAGUAGAGCCCUAUCUCCGUCGGAUCCAAGAUGAUGGAAAAUACAAGUCUGUUCAUCACUACCUUGAUGUCCAAUUUCGUCUACUGAAGGAGGACUUAGUGAGCCCACUUCGAGACGGAAUUGAUUUGUACAAAAAGAAUGGAACUUGUAAAGGACGUAGAAUUGAAGGAGCGCCUUGUUCGGAUAUCUCAAUUUUCAAUGUCGAAAAGGUUGACGGAAAACAGGUUACUGAACGUGAUGGAUAUGAAAUGAGAAUCAUAUGGCCAGCACAAUACGAUAUUUUAAAGUUACUCGAUAACGAUCGUGAGAUGAAGGAGUUGGGAUUAGUGAUGCUUUCGUGUGAUAGAUUUAAAGAAGACUUUCAUCUAGGACACAUUCAAUCAUCAUAUUUGAUGAGAAAUGGCUCACUUCAUUUUGCUGUCCAUGAGGAAACGUCGCCUUUCAAACCGAACACAACAUAUCAAAUGGCGCAAGGAACAUCAUAUCUGCCGUGUUACAAGCAUGUUCUUGAGAACUUGAAACGUAUCAGCUCAUUCAAACCACUCCCCUUCGAAAGAUAUCUUGUCCAUGGUAGUAAGAUCAUUUUUCGGCCAAACUUUCAACAAGCUGAGAAAAGCGAGUAUCAGAUUUCCGAGGAGAAGAAGUUGAUGAAAACCUAUAAUGAACUUCGUUCUCUAGCAGCAUGUGCACGAUAUACGAAAGGAAAGCCUAUUCCUCGAGGAGUUGACGAUGAUGACGAAGAUUAUGAAUUUAGCAAGUCUCGUGAACUGUCAAAAGAGGAUAUCGAUCUCGAAUAUAGACAACUGCAAGAGCCGAUUUUCAGGCCUCUCGUAGGAGUUGAUAUAAAAGAUAGCAAUCUAAUCCAAAUCAACAAGAAAUGGUAUAACGUGUCCCGCCUUCUUGACGAAUUCCACCCCGAUUAUAUGGAUGAAAGCCAGAGAUUAGCAUUUUGCAACACAUUCAAAUACGAGCUUUCGUUGAUUCAAGGACCACCAGGAACUGGAAAAACGCAUAUUGGAGUUCAAAUUGUGAAGACUAUUCUCCAGAAUCGUUCAUAUUGGAAAAUCACCGAACCAAUCUUGGUGGUUUGUUUCACCAACUCCGGUCUAGACAAUUUGUUGGAAAGAAUCUAUCAAAUGAUUGAAAACGAUGAAGAACUUUCGAAAGAUAAUGGAAGGCCAAAGAUUAUACGGUUCGGAAGUAAAUGUGAUUCGAAUUAUCUUAAGCGACAGAAUGUGAUGAGGCAAGAUGUCUAUGAGCAGUACAAGUCAAAAGUGUCGGAUGGUGCUCAAAAGAAAAUGUCAAAGGCUGGUGCAGCUAGACGACAUAAAGCUGACAAUCUUGCGAUUUCUAGUUACACUCUUUUCUGCUCUAGGAACAAGCUUCUGUCUUACGAAAUGCUUUCUCGUGUGAUGGACCCGAAUCAUCAGAUGGAAAUUCAACAAUUUACAUAUGAUCACGUCGACACCAAAGGAAUUCCAUUGAGUCCUGACGAAGCAAUCGGUUGUUGGUUGUUAGAAAGAGAUUUCGGAAAAGCCACGAAAUCACAGACGAAGAAAGCGAAGAAACCGAAAUUCCAAGGUGCACAACUAGAUUCGGAAGACGAAAACAAAGACUAUUUCACGGUUGAGGAUAGCGAUGAUGAAGAAGAUGAAUUGGAUGACGAAAAGCUCUUGGAUAAACUUUUCGAAAAGAUGAAUCUCGAAUGCUCUGGAGCCGACAUCUUGAGUGCCGUCCACGCUUCCCACGCCGAUGAGUAUUAUACCAAAGGACCCUGGGAGAUUGUGCAAGACAAGCGACCAAGUGUGGUUGUUUUGAUGGAGAAGAAAACGAAACCGUGUAACGCAAAGUUCACCGUUGAUGAGCAAAUCAACAAUUUGGUCUCCGAAAUCAAGGACAUGAUUUUAUCAAGCCAACCAGUUCCAAAGAAGGAUUUGAACGAUAUCAAGUACAUUUUCAGUCUCGCCCGUUUGAAACGGUGGUCUUUGUAUAUUACCUGGUGUGAUGCCUUGAGAUCGAUUGUCACGGAAAAUCUUCCCAGACAGAUUCGGGAGUACCGAGAAGCUUGUGAAAACUUCAAAAAUGCUCAGAAUAGAGUGGAUGCAGAGAUCAUGAGAAUGACAAUGAUCAUCGGAGCGACGACAACCGGUUGUUCACGUCUUCGCCCUACUCUCGAGAAAGUUGGACCACGGAUUCUCAUUGUGGAAGAAGCGGCGGAAGUGCUCGAAGCUCAUAUUAUUUCGGCAAUGAUUUCAACUGUCGAGCAUGUUGUGAUGAUUGGAGAUCAUAAACAAUUACGUCCAAAUCCAGCUGUACAUGAAUUGGGAGUUGCGUACGGAUUAAGAAUUUCCAUGUUCGAAAGACUUGUGGAGCGUGGUUUGCCUUUUUCACAGCUCCGUCAACAACAUCGUAUGAAUUUAACCAUUUCUGAUAAAAUCGUCAAACUAUCAUUUUAUGAUAAUGUUACCGAUGCGGAAAAUGUUGGUCUUUAUCCAGAUGUUCAAGGAAUGGCUACCAACCUAUUCUUCUGGUCUCACACAAGUAUGGAAGAAAGUCCAGAUGAAGUAUCUUGGCUGAACAAACACGAGAUUUCCAUGACAGUUGCGCUUGUGAAACACCUGUUAAAGCAGAACUAUACCACCAAUGAUAUUGUUGUUUUGGCCACAUAUUCAGCUCAGAAGAAUUUGAUGUAUCGUGAAUAUGCAAAUGUUUUCGGAUCAACACCGGACUCAAAUGUCAUUCCAGUCGAAACUGUUGACAGCUUCCAAGGAAAGGAACGAAAAAUUGUUAUUGUGUCCCUGGUUAGAUCACAUCGUGGUGGAAGAGAAAACACUGGAAUCGGAUUUCUGGCUGUUGCCAAUCGAAUCUGUGUCGCAUUGACUCGAGCACAACACGGAAUGUAUAUCAUUGGAAAUGGCGCAUACAUUAUGAAUAAUUCUGAGUUAUGGAACAAAAUCGUCAACAACUUGAGAAGAAGCAAUCUGAUUGAAUACAACCUUCCACUCAAAUGUGUGGCUCACGGAAACAUUGUUACAGUUAAGGAUCCGCAAGAUUUCGCUACGAAAUCACCAGAAGGUGGAUGUAUGCAGAAAUGCGACACCAAGAAGUUCUGUGGACACGUAUGCGAGCGUCUAUGCCAUCCCAAUAUGGAAGAAGAACAUCUCCAACGAUGCCUUUACAAUUGCGACAAAAAAUGUUCAAACCCGCAGUUUCAACAUCGAUGUAAAAAGGCAUGCUAUGAAGAAUGUGGAAGUUGCUUGUACUUGGUGGAGGUUACAUUGGAUUGUGGGCAUAGAAUUACAACUCCAUGCAGUCGAAUUAACAGUUCAAAAUGCGAUCAAAGCUGCACUAAGAAACUGCUAUGUGGUCAUGCCUGCGCAGCAAAAUGUGGUGAAGAAUGUACACUUGUAUCGGAAUGCAGUCAGUUAGUCGGAAUGCCAUUGAGCUGUGGACACAUUAAGCAAUUAACUUGUUCGAAAAUAAGUGCAAAUGAAAUUGAUUUGACGUGUGAUCAGCGAUGUGAAAAAACGAUGUUGGCCUGCCCCCACAAAUGUGCUGAAAUUUGUGGUCAGCCAUGUACUGUUGAAUGCAUGGAGGUAGUUAAUGUAACAUUGGGAUGCUCUCAUUCUCAAGAUGUUGUCUGUUCGAGCUUCAUGCCAGGAAUGACGGAUCACAUCGAAUGUUUGACGAAAGUUCCAAAGACGCUCUCGCCUUGUAAACAUACGGAAUUGGUUUUGUGUAAGCAGGCUCCAUCAACAAAACUAUGCACAAGAAGAUGUACAUCAUAUUUGGAGAAGUGUGGACACACGUGCGAGAAUGAUUGUGGAAUUUGUUUCACGACCAAAACUCAUAUCUGUCAGAAUAUGUGCCAAAAAGUUCUCAACUGUGGUCACACGUGUUCGGCAAAAUGUGGCGAGUCCUGCCCACCAUGCAAAGCGUUCUGCACAAACAAAUGUGAACAUCAGAGUUGUGGUGCUGGAGAACGAGGAUUCGGACGCGAUUGCAGCAAACUAUGUGCUUUAUGUGUCAAUAAUUGCUCCAAUAAGUGCGCACAUCGUAGUUGUACUCUGAAGUGUUUCGAGGAAUGCAACGUGAAGCCAUGUACAGAACCGUGCACUGAUAAACUCAAAUGUGGACAUGCAUGUCUUGGUAUUUGUGGUGAGCAAUGUCCGAAAAUCUGUGGCACGUGUGAACGAAACAAAUACAUUGAAUGUGUUUCUGGCACCUCAAGUACAUCACGAGUUCAUCGUCUCAUCAUGAUUCCGAAAUGUUAUCACGUUUUUCCUGUGGAAGUUCUUGAUGAUCACGUCAAAAAACAAAAAGAAGCUAAUGAGAAGUUGAAAUGUCCCAAGUGUUCGGCGUUCAUUGUUGGAGUCUUGAGAUAUGCAAGAUACACUAAGAAGUAUUACUUGAAUGAGAACAUGAGAAAGCUUGAAUCCAAUAUUCGGAACAUCCAUCAAUCAACAUUAGAAGGAAGAGUUUUUCAAGCUGUUCAGGAUUCAAUUGGAGAAAUACGUAAUGUGACGACUAAUCUCACCAAUGCUUCGGAGGACAUUCUACGCAACUUCCAUCAAAAAAUUCUCGACAUUCGAACAUCAGCGGAAACAUUCAAAGGAAAGCCGGAGCACAAGUUCAAAUUUGCAUCCCUACUUCAAGUUGCAAACUGCUGCCUAGCUAUCACCAGACUUUUGUCGGUUUCAUCGAAGUUCCGAGUUUCCAGAAGAAAAGACAUUCCACCAACAUUCGAUCUGAUGUCAGUGAGAGUUUUAGGAGAUAUGCCAUUUCCAAAAUUGAUUGAUGAGUUGAAUCGAGUGAAUAUUCAUCUAUCGAAUACUUACGAAACGUUCAUGCCUGGUGCGAUUAUUCCAAAGCUGAAAUGGCUUAUUUCAAGAAUGACUGUUCUGCAGCAGCUCACUUCUAUGUGCCACCAAUUGGUUUUGGAAAAGAAAGACAUCGCGGAUUCAGAUGCUCAUGCAAUAAAUGAUGCAUGCCUGAACAUGUUCAGAUACAACGAGCAACAUAAUUACGCGCUUAAUAUCGAGAAUUUCGAGGCUAUCGUCGUCAAAGUUGCCCCAAAACUGCUCGAACCUACUCCAAAGUUCUGGUCAUGGAGAAGACUUCAAGUUCCAGAACUCUAG